AUGUCACAAAUCGAUCUGAUAGCAAUCAUCUUUCCCAAGGAGGGAAAAGCAGAUAGAGUGAGCGUUGACUUCCCCGACAUGUGUUCUGAACUCCUGAACGAAAUCUCUACACAUACCAAGGCAACUGAACCUGUGACAAAGAAGUAUGAGAUUAAGAAAGCAGUCAACAAAAAGACAGGGGCUGUAGAAAUCCUUAUGUUUGAGAGGGGAAAAGAUAAGGCUGCAAUUGCAGCCCAUGGAUCUUCGGAAGAAUUCAAAGCUUUGGGCAAGAAGUUGAAGGAUGAGGAUCUGAUUGCGAAGCCCAUGGAAUUGAAGGUUUUGAAGCAUGUUGGGGGAUUCUCGUCGAGGUUGUGA
Molecule: messenger RNA, 354 nt
Organism: Botrytis porri
Lineage: Eukaryota; Fungi; Ascomycota; Leotiomycetes; Helotiales; Sclerotiniaceae
Exons: 3
Coding region: 1-354 (117 amino acids)
Source: RefSeq, a predicted model, not a curated record